AGGAGAUCUGUUCCUCACACCUCCGUCUCUCUCUCUCAGUUUGUCAGCAGCCUCUCUGCCUCGCUCGCCCCUCGCUCGCCCCUCUCCGUGCUGCUGCCAUCAUUCGCUCGCCCGCGCUGCGUCCUGAUUCCUGAGAGAGAGAGGUUUAAUGCGAUGGACCUGCUGCCCACCGACUGCUAUUACUGCUGCUGUUUACACCGCGGCAUCAUGGGAGCUGUAGUCUGCUCUGCAGUGCGGGAGGACAGCUGAUUAGCCGGGGAUUGUGGGUGAUCAGAGUUUGGAGAUGUGAGCUGGUGGGCGGACGAGGCUCAUCAAACUCUCUCUCUCUCUCUUUAUCUCUCCAUUCUCUCGUUCUCUUCUCUCACUCUCUUUAACCCUUUCUCCUCUUUCUCUCCCUCCUCCUCAUUCUUCGUGCUCCUUUUCACACUUUAUCCCUAUUUUUUUCUUUUCCUGUCCGGGGAGAAGUCAGGAUGGGUUGUCGUCUCACUCGACCAAAGGCCAAGACUCAUGAACCUUCUCACCACCAUCGCCGGGAGGAGCUGCACUAUGUGGAUGAGUAUGGUCAGCCGAUCACCAUGCAGGUGGAAGGAAGGAGGAGCCACGGUCACAGGAGGCGACGGUCUCGAUGUGCGAUGGAGUGCAGCGCCCCAACAGAGCGACACUGGGAGGCCCUGAGAGCCAUGGGGCUGAUGGAGGGGGAGGAGGGCCAGGGAGACGGCUACAGUGCAGGGCCUUACUAUGGUCACAUGACCAUGUCACCGGACAUCUACUCUGCCAAUAGUCACAUGAUGAUGUCACCUGAUGUCUAUCAACCCAAUGGCUACCUGCCCAGAUCAUCGAAUGACCAGCAUCCGGGUAACAGCUACCUGCCCAGCGUCUCCUACAGCUUAGAUCACCUGGACAGACUGGACUACCAGGGUCCAGAAAUGUUGCCCUACCAGCCAAACUCAGAGAGCUGUCUGAUUGGCUGCUACAACACAGAAGAGAUGGAGCCGAAGAAUUUCCCCAGACAGUCUGACUACCGUCCUCCGUGGCAGUCUGAUCGUCAUCUCGGAUACCUCCCCCUCAGUGAGCUGGACAGCGGGCUGGGAUGUGGCCCUGACAGUCCGAACCAUCGGAUGCCCUUCUCCGAGGCAGAGACGGACGCCAUGUCCUCGCUCCCAGGCCACACCCCUUCCUCCCAAGGCUCCUCCUCCUCCUCAGAGUCCCUGAUCUCCUCUGAACCCAGCGACUCAGGCUUCCACAGUGUCAGCACAGGGGAGCACAGGCGACUGCAUAAGAUCCACGGGAGCCACGCCCACCGACAAACGCACCAUCUCCGCUCAGGCCACUCCCCUCGGGAGCAGAGAGGACGCUGGGAUUUGGAGUCCAUCCCUGAAACGACACCAAUGACUCACUCUGCAUCCCGCUGCACUGUGGGUAACAGCACGACCACAACAGUUCACUUUCACAGAGCUGAGAGGAGUCCCACCUUACCACGCCACCGCUCCCCACCUUCCCCUUCAACUGGUUGUCGCACCGAGCCCUGCCAGCGGAGGGCACUGUGGUUGGAGCAGCAGCAGGGAGGAGGCGGGACAAUAGAGGCUCCAGGGCGGAGUCGAACAAUAACAGAUUUGAGUGAAGGACAGCGCCGCCGCAGGGCCAGUCACCCCAACAUGACAGAUCCAAACGCUCUGAAAAAACGACUCCCGAGCAGCCAACCAGGGCCUGUCAGCAACACCCUGGGGCCAAGGAGCAGGGCCAGUUAUCCUAGUAACUGGCCCCCCAACAAUCACCUCAGCAUAGACAGAACCAGUCAGACCAAUCAUCAGAACGGACAGAGAAACAGCCAGGGCACAAACCGGAGCAGAGAGGAGGACUCCCUCUCCAAGAGUCCUGGAUCUGGCUCCAGUGGAGCGUCAGACUGGCGUGGCGUUCAGACUCUUGGGAAUCGUAUAAGCAGCUCUAAAGGUUCCUCUGUUCCUUUCUACAGCACACUGGGAGCCCCGCAGUGUGGUCCUCGCUCUCCACCCUCUCCCCGCUCCAGACUGUCCAAUCAGAAGUCAGUCAGGAACCAGCUGCUCAGAGCCCGAGCUUACCGAUUGGCCAGGGAACGCAGCGAGGUCACAACAGAUGAGGAGGUGCGAGGAGAGGGGGAGAAGGAAGGCAUGGAGGACGUGGACGAUGGCCGAUGGGCGGGGCGGUACUGUAGCCGGAACGAGAGAAGACGCCACCUGGCGCUGUCACGGCAACACCGAGAGAGGAGAGGAGGGGGGGAGGAGCAGGUCGGGGGACUGCAGAGCUCACUGUCGUCUCAGACGGUGCUGGAGCUGAGCCACAUGAAGCAGAACCGGCUGAGGAACAGCAAGCUGCUCGAUGAUUGGACAACUGUGGAGGAGCUGCUGACUCAUGGGACGCGGGUGGAGAGCGACAAUCAGCUAUGUCCCAGUCCUUUGUUAUCGGUUACUACCGUCUGAUGGGAAAACCUCUGACACACUGUUGGUUACCACCCAUUGAGGGAAAACUCCAAUCUGACACUCAGGCCCAGAUUCACUGAAGGUUUGCGUGGUGAAAAGUGCAGAUGUAACACGUACGCACUGAAAUCACCAAAUCAGAAACUCCAGUAUGUGUUUACAUAAAAUUGGUCACGGUCAGCAGCCAUCAGUUACAUUUACAUCACAUCACUGUGUGUCAAGAACUGAUAUACAAGUUAACGAACAACACAACAAUACAGCAGUACAGUGCUGGGCUGGUUUCAUUGCCACAGCAGUUGAUAGCAGUUCAUGUUGACUGACAGCAUUCAGUGUCAUGAAGCUGUGAUUAUUUUGCCCAGAUGUGUCUGCUAACAAAUUGCAACUUAUUUAGCUUGUUAGCUGCAUGAUUAAUUGAUAAAAACACUUGAAAUGGGAACAGGACCGGGAGAGCUGCAGAGACGUCCUGGCCUACAGGUCAAAGGGAGCUCGUUACUGCAAAACCACAGAUAAACUCAAACUGAACGUGUCUUUUUUGUGGCAACUUUACGUUUGUUUUGGUUGAAUUUUCUAUUUUUCUCUCAUCACAACGGUGCGUUUACGCUCUGUUUAGGUUUACGCACAAAUGCCAGCAGAUUAGAGGUCGUCCACAUCAAGAACAAUAACUAUAGCGAUAACGACGUGAGCAUCCACACUGAUGAACAACAAUGUUCUGACAACAGCGACGCCAAACACGUACUGCUCCAGAUGUGUCGGCUGCUCAGGUAAAUGGAUACUGAUGAGCUGUUUCUGCUGUGUGCUGCACAGGAACAAGAAGAAACCCCCCAGGACAAGGUUUUAUGAAAUCCUUCAAAGAUGAGGAGUUACAAGAGUUGCUGUCUUUUGAAGUUUAAUUCAUACAUUUGGAUCAUCAUCAAUUAUCCUGGUAUUUGUUAAGAAGGCCUCCUUACAAACUUCAGAGACUCCACCAGCACCAGCGAUUGUUUGGCAGUAUGUCUCAGGUUGUAUUAAUAACCUAGACUGCAUUAUGAGACCAUCUUGAAAGUGUCUCCUCAACACCAUCCACUUGCUUACAUAACAGAGGUUAGAAACCAACAUAAUCACCCCCGUGACAUUAUUUAGCAGGAAAAUUCCCCCAAAGUCAAAGUCUGUGAGUUCAGAUGAUUCUGAUUCACUGUCAGUGUUUCUAUCGUUCUUCAAAUCGCUCUUGAAGUGAUCCCAGCGAUAUUGAUCACCACUUUUAAUGUCGUUAUAGUCGUGACUCCACCAUCCUCGACAACACAUUAAACGCUACAUUUAUAGUUACUGUUAUGAUUAUUGAUCUCGGUGUGGACGGCCCUUUAGGAAAACAUCAUGUUUUGUCUUAAAAUACCUGCGUUAGUCGCCACAGUCACAGAUGAGAUAAGUCCGAAUUCCUGUGAAAAUUAGCCAAAUUUAACGACACAAAAGCAGCUGGAAAUAUCUGCAGGUGAAAAAUAUUCAGUGGUGUGACUCAAAGUGUGGUCAGCUGUAGUAAGGACACCACCUCCACCCCCUCCAGAUGAGAGAGUUGAUUUAUAAUUUAUAAUUAAGGCUGUUUACCUGCAGUCAUCACCACAUCAUAAUGUUUUCUUUCUCAUUUUUGGGUUGUUUCUUGGUGAUUAUUGUUAGCUUGAGCGUUCAAAGACAUUGGGGACAGUACAGUAAUAAAAAACACAUUCAGAAUAGUGCUUUUCACAGAUACUUUGGUGAGAACUUGAUAAAUCACAGGCUUUUGUCUUUGUGAUGAAAACAAACAUCAAUAGCUUUAUUAUCAACCUAGCUUAGUGUUAUCGUGUCGUUUAGUGUUGAUUUUGCAUCCUAACUUGUAAGAGAACUUCCGUACAGCUGAGCAACGACCCGCAGAAAUAAAAAUAUAUAUAUCACAAUCAAAAACAUUCAAGAAACAACACACUGUAUCACAGGUUAUUGGCUAGAAAGAGCUGCUGAGAGACAGACGAAGUGAAGCUGAAGAACCAGAACUACGAGCUAAACAACAACAAUAUUUGGGUUUCUACUCGUGUCUGAUGUCCUUCCACAUGUGACUUUCUGUGCAAUGUUUAAAUAAUAAAAUAUAUACUAUAAAAUGGAUGCUUGAAAACUAUGACGAGAUUAGCUAAACUUGUAAAAAUAUGAUUAAAUUUGACUGGAGCCGCGAUCUUAGUGAAUCUGGACCUCAGUGAUGUUCUUUACGGUCUGAUGGGGAGUUAUGAUUCACGUGUCAGAUCGUCUUCACAUUGGUUCAAAUAUAUGAAGAACAACAGAAGAACUGAAACAGAAAUCAUUUGUAUGACAAUCUCACCGACCCUGGAGAAACUGACUGAAUCUUAGCUGAGUCUGAACCAACACGACCGUCUGACAACAGCCUCUGAACCAGCGCUCGUUAAAGAAAUGAGUUUCUGCAGGAUUGGACACCGAGGAGCUGCAUGAGCUGCCGACUCAUCAGCGCUAACAGACUCACUGGACGUACUGGUCGGAUUCUUCACACACCAGACCGGCUGUGACUGGUCUGAGAUCAUCACACAAUCGGAUGUGUUGCCUUGUGGAAAAGCGUGUCCGUCUCCUUUUCUGGUUUUACUGCCUUUGUUUCUGUCUCUGUGCCAUGAAAUGUCGAGGUCGACUGGAGAUUACUAAUCUGUCGGGAUGCUCUGCUCGCGGGAUUUCUGCACCUUUAUGAUCAAACAGCCUCUAAACCCCCCCGAGACGCUCGUUCACCAUCGUCUGAUUCUUCAGUCACCACUGUCACCGGGAGGUUUCUCCUGGGUGGUUCACCAUGUUAAUCUCCAAACACUUGGAGUGUAAAUAAAUAAUCCACUACAGAGAGCUCACAAGUCUCCACCGCCACCGUGUACAACCGGGUUUCUAUCUGAAAGACUUGGACUGGUAUUCUGCUGCAUUCAGUGGAUUUAUUACUUUGUUUAGGAAAUGAAAGUUGGCCUGUUGAGCUGUAUUUCAGAAAUCACUUAAAAAAUAGUUUGACAUUUUGGGUAAUAUGCUUAAUGGGUCUCCUGUCGAGCGUUAGAUGAGCAGACACAUUGUGUCCAUGAAAUGAAUAUGACGCGACAGUUACGAGUGUCACGAUGGGGUAAAAGGGAAAACUAUGGAAGGGAAGGUGGACCCAAAUGCAGUUACUGGAGGCAAGAUAAGGAGAACAAAAAGCGAGCUUUAUUGAAUAGCUGUAUACAAAAACC
Molecule: messenger RNA, 5659 nt
Organism: Acanthopagrus latus (yellowfin seabream)
Lineage: Eukaryota; Metazoa; Chordata; Actinopteri; Spariformes; Sparidae
Exons: 6
Coding region: 471-2456 (661 amino acids)
Source: RefSeq, a predicted model, not a curated record